CAGAGCAUCAAUCAUGGCUCCCGUCUCUGCAUCCAAGGCCAAGCGUCUCGAAGCCAAGGCUGCCAAGGCCGCCGCCAAGGGCGAGUCGGUCUCGUCCAAGUCGUCGGCGCGCAACUCAAAGGUGUCGACCCCGCUCACCACGUCGGCCAACGGCUCGACCGACGACCUCAACGACAUGGCCAAGCUCCGCCUCGCGACCGACCGCUCGGGCUCGGGCGUCCUCUCGUCCGACCCGCACUCGCGCGACAUCCACAUCGAGAGCUACUCGCUCUCGUUCCACGGCCGCCUCCUCAUCGAGAACGCCGACAUUGCCCUCAACUUUGGCCAGCGCUACGGUCUCCUCGGCGAGAACGGCUCGGGCAAGACCACGUUCCUUGAGUCGCUGGCCAACCGCGACGUCGACAUCCCCGAGCACAUCGACAUCUACCUCGUCCGCGGCGAGGCCGAGCCGUCCGACAUGACCGCCAUCGACUACAUCGUCCAGUCGGCCAAGGACAAGGCGGCGCGCAUCGAGCAGCAGAUCGAGGAGAUGUCGAUCGCCGACAAUGUCGACGAGCUUGCGCUCGAGCUCAAGUACGAGGAGCUCGAGGCGCUCGACCCGACCAUGUUCGAGGCCAAGGUCGGCGCCAUCUUGACCGGUCUUGGGUUCGGCAAGGAGAUGAUGGGCAAGGCGACCAAGGACAUGUCCGGUGGAUGGAGGAUGCGCGUCUCGCUCGCCAAGGCGCUCGCCAUCCGGCCCCACCUCCUCCUCCUCGACGAGCCGACCAACCACUUGGACCUCGAGGCCGUCGUCUGGCUCGAGGCGUACCUGUCGACCUACAACCACAUCCUCGUCUUUACGUCGCAUUCGGCCGACUUCAUGGACACGGUCUGCACCAACAUCCUCGACCUGACCCUCGACCGCAAGUUCCUGACGUACGGCGGCAACUACUCGACCUACGUCCGCACCAAGACCGAGAACGAGACCAACCAGCUCAAGGCGUACGCCAAGCAGCAGGAGGAGAUCAAGCACAUCAAGGACUUCAUCGCGUCGGCCGGUACGUACGCCAACUUGGUCAAGCAGGCCAAGUCGAAGCAGAAGAUCAUCGACAAGAUGGAGGCGGCCGGGUUCAUCAAGCAGCCGAUGCGCGCCAAGGACCUGCACUUCAACUUCGAGGACGUCAAGAAGCUCCCGCCGCCCAUCAUCGCCUUCAACGACGUCGCCUUCUCGUACGACGGCAACCUCGACAAGGCGCUGUACCGCGACCUGUCGUUCGGUAUCGACAUGGACUCGCGCAUCGCCAUCGUCGGCCAGAACGGCACGGGCAAGUCGACGCUCCUCAACCUCAUCACGGGCGACCUGCAGCCGAUCCGCGGCUCGGUCAACCGCCACCCGUCGCUCAAGCUCGCCAAGUACUCGCAGCACUCGGCCGACCAGCUCCCGUACGACCAGUCGCCGCUCGAGUACUUCGAGUCGCGGUUCAAGCCCAAGAUGCCCGAGAAGGACAUCCAGUUCUGGCGCUCGUCGAUCGGCCGGUUCGGUAUCUCGGGCUCGCACCAGACGUCGCCCAUCCGCCAGCUCUCGGACGGCCUGCGCAACCGCGUCGUGUUUGCCCAGCUCGCGCUCGAGCGCCCCGACAUCCUCCUCCUCGACGAGCCGACCAACCACUUGGACAUGAGCUCGAUCGACGCCCUCGCAAAGGCCAUCAAGGAGUUCACGGGCGGCGUUGUCAUCGUCUCGCACGACUUCCGCCUCAUCUCGCAGGUCGCCGAGCAGCUGUGGGAGGUCAAGGACAAGAAGGUCGUCGACCUGUCCAAGGAGGACAUCACGAUCGUGCAGUACAAGCAAAUCCUGUCGAAGAACUCGCAGGCCCAGAUCGAGAAGGCCAAGCUCGUGUCCAAGCAGUCGGGCAAGAUGGCCAACGUCUAAACCUCGUCCGCCCACCGUCGUCGUCGUCGUCGUCGUCGUUCGUCUCCCCGCCUCUCUUCGCUCGCCCGCCGGCCUCGCCCGACGAGGAGCCCUUCUUUUCGUUGUGCAACCGCAUCCUUGUCAUAGACCACCUAUCCUCGAGGGAACCAGCUCGACCCACUUCUGCCCAUGUUGUGUUUCGUUCCCCUCCCUCUCUUUCCUUCUCCGCCCCGCUCGCACCCCCUCUCUCACCUCGUCUUCCCUUGCUCUCCUCCUUUCCUGCCGUUCCCCUGUAACUACCUGCCACACGAGGUUGCCUCUCACACAUUC
Messenger RNA from Rhodotorula graminis WP1, 2218 nucleotides. RefSeq lists its product as uncharacterized. NCBI's taxonomy places the organism in Eukaryota, Fungi, Basidiomycota, Microbotryomycetes, Sporidiobolales, Sporidiobolaceae. Bases 14 to 1909 code for a protein of 631 amino acids. Gene Ontology annotation, molecular function: ATP binding; ATP hydrolysis activity. The record is from RefSeq and is a predicted model, not a curated record. The transcript is spliced from 6 exons.